UGAGAGAACCAUGACGAGAGUAGCACUCACUAAACUCUUCACCCUCGUGAUUCUCGCCUUCAUCAUCUGCCUGCCAGAAUUCUUCUCAUCAAACAGAGUAUCCAAGGUUAACUUCCACUGUCUGCCCCACCGACACUGUAAGCGUAGGAACCAGACGAAGAGAGGUGAAAAUGGGAAAAUUGUGGAUGCUGACAUUAAGAGAAACGAUGAGUGUGACCCUUCUCAGAGUGCAGAGCAGGAGAAGUGGGAGACGGCCUGCACACAGUGGAGUCAAAACAACACGACAGAUCGUGCACCAGACUCCAGGAGAGUCGGUGAUGAUUUAGAAGAGAGCUGGUUCAUGUGUCAAACCGACAUGGACAUGACAGCAUUACACAGGAACAUGUCAUAUUCAGCUCCUGCUGUUUUAAAGGUACACCUGGAAGUGUCAGUGGAGAUUCAGCUGAGUGAAGCAGAGACAGUGAAUCUCACCUUGUAUGGCCACAGUAAUAACAACACCUUAGACCUCCACCCACCUGAGGAGCAGAAGGAAGAGAAGGAGGAGGAGAAGGAGGCUGGUGAAGGACUGCAGGUUUUCUACUGCUGUCUCUCUGUCCUGUCCACCUCAGAGUCAGGCAAUCACAGCCGCUGUCUCCUUUGGCUCGCCAAUCGAACACUUUCAACUGCAACAGCAAAGGAGAAGCCACAGUGGAUACAGACACAGAAAGGUGAGUGGCAGUGUAUCGUCAGGGGGCUCUGGUUGGCUCUCUUGUGUGUGGUGCUCCUGACUGUAGUUACAAUAGUGCUUUGGCAAAUUUACCUCGGCAUACAGCCAGGCAGAACUCCAACGAUGUACAAUUUUGGGAACGUCACUGUUCAGCAAUUAAAUGCUGGUGAGAUGCACACAGAAACACUCUCUCCCGAAGAACUGUCACCAAUAGAAGAGGCUCACUCUCAAGAAGAGGCAGAAACUCUGCUGGACGGAAAUGUUAACGGUAGAAUCAAAUCCACAAAAGGCUCUUACAAGUGCACUAUAAUGAAAAACCUGAGAAUAAGACAAACCUGCAUCUCCAUCGCCACCUGCCUCCAUCAAUGAAGAGCGAGAGGAAAAGCAUGAACAUGGACUUCAAGUGAAAAAUAAAACUGCUUCACGCACUUU
Solea senegalensis (Senegalese sole) is the source of this 1138-nucleotide messenger RNA. RefSeq lists its product as uncharacterized. Lineage: Eukaryota; Metazoa; Chordata; Actinopteri; Pleuronectiformes; Soleidae. The record is from RefSeq and is a predicted model, not a curated record. Bases 11 to 1075 code for a protein of 354 amino acids. The transcript has 10 exons.